GGUUGAGGUUUACCCAUGUUGACAAUUACAUGCCUCUCUAAAUAUUUUCAAGUGGGAAAACUUGCACAAUUAGUGGUUGACUAAAUACUUAUUUGCCCCACUGUAUGUUUCUGAACGCCUGCAUGAAGCUUAACACCACCAAGUAUAAACCAGACUACAAAGCCAUCAGCAAAACCAUGCAGCACCAGAAGUCGCAUUAAUGGUAAGAAAUACUCAUCAUUGAUUAGCAACAGUAUAACAAUCUUAUUAAAAAGAAUUCAGAGAAUUAUUGUACUUUAAAAUGCACACAUUACUUGUAUUUUUAGUUGUAAACAUAUUGUAUGGCUCUCACUGAAUUACAAUUAAAAAUAGGUGUUCAUGGCUCUCUCAGCCUAAAAGGUUCCCGACCCCUGCUUUAAGGGGUGGCUUGGGGGGGUCCUAUCCCUGCGCUCUCUUCUCCCUCUCCUGUCUCCACUCCCAAUUUCCACCCCCCCGGGGUACAUUAGAGGAUGACACCCUCCAUGAGGAGCUGUCAAUCACUGCAAUCCUGAACUAAAGAAGAGAAAGAAAGCUCUUCAGAGGAAGUUGCUGUUUGGCUGCCACCAAGAGACGGAAGGACACAAACAUGGCAUCCCAGAUCCCAGCGCUCCCCCAAUCCUAUUCUCCAAGCAAUGAUAGUGUCUUUUCUGACCAGUCUGGCUUCUACUCUCUGGAUUCAAAUGUCCCGGGUCUCUCUAAGGUGAUCUUAGACAAGCUCAACUUGAACAACUUUGAACAGUACAGGGCUGCCCUGGAGGGGAAAACCAAAGGAGUCGCCUUUCGUAACUACAAGGAGAUGUUCCAGAAGAUGGAGGAGACCUUCAAAUUCUGCACUGGCUGCAACAAACUUCCAGAACAUGUUGGCGAUGGGGGCACACUGAAGCGCUGUGUCAAAUGUCUAAAUGUGUACUACUGCUCCAAGGACUGUCAAGUAAAGAACUGGCCUCAGCAUAAAAAGUUCUGCAAGAUGUUGCGUCUGGUGGCCAUUGACAGACUGGUAGAGUGGCUGAUGUUCACUGGAGACCUUCCACUCCCUGCUGAGAAGUGGUCCAAUCCUGCUGCUGAACUGAAGACAUGGGAGGACUGGCUCGGCCUGCACGAGGACAACCUUAACCCUCGUCUGGCCACCAUCCUGACCUGCUCAAACAUGCAGGCCCUGUGGAAGAACGCCAGCAGGCCUAGGCCGGACGACAGUGACCUGCGUCAGUCCGUGUGGCGCAUUCAGAGCGAGUUCCUCUCCCGUGUCCUGACAGUGGGCUUGGCUGUGCGGCGCUAUCAACUGGACCCGCAUGCUAAACCGCUCACAAUCCACAUUGCGGGGGCGUCCCAUAAUGAGACAAUGGGGGCCAGGCUGACUGACUAUGAUGAGCUCAACAACAUGUUCCCAGGACAUCAGGGUAUUGAAGUGGUCAUGGUGGGACCGGAGGUGGUGGCGGGUCCCAUCAUGAGGCCCCCUCUCAGAGCCUUUGGGCCCAGGAAGAGGGUCUAUAUCAGUGCCUAUAAGGGCCUCUACCAUCAAUUCUGGGAGGAGGUGGUCGAGAAGGAGGAGGCAGCCAAACCUGACCUGGUGGUCGGAUUCCAUCCUGGUUUCCAUGCCAACCAAGGUCUAGUGGAGGGUUGGCUCCCCACUCUUCUGCUGCUCCGAGACUACAACAUCCCCACCUACUUCACAGUGUACAGCGACAUGGAGCUCAAGUACUCUCUGCAGAUCCUCUUAGAGUUGGAAAUGGACAUCAAGGAGAGCGGGGCCAAUCCGUUCACGUCGCAGAAGCCAGAGCAGGUGCAGGCCUGCCCCAACAAACCACCGGUGUACUGUAACUCUCACUACAUCGCCUUUCAGGGACUGAACCCACGGCAAGAGUUUGAGGAGAUCAACUAAAGGAUAAUUUACAAAGGAUGGACAAAGUACUUUAUCUGCAUGCAUUUUCAUUACUGAAAAUUUGGUGACUGCCCAAACAUGAAGUGGGAUUUCAAACAUCCAAGUUAAUUUGAUAUAACUUGCAAGAGGAAGUGCAGUCAUAGAGUAGAUGCUUAAAAUAUGGUACACAGUUUCUCUCUCGUGGUAUUUUGUGUGAAUCAGUCAAAUUGUCUGUUUUACAUAUUUAUGUCUUUUUCUAUUUUAUAAAUUGAGUUCAGUACAUUGGUUAAGCAUUUUUCAAUUGUAUGUUGCUUUUUACUACAAUGGCUUUGCAUUUGAUCUUUUAGAGGAUUUUUCAAAGUUAAUGUAUUGGUUAACUUUUAUAUGCUAUGUUAGUCUAAAUAUUAUUUAACCCUUUUUUUUGUUUGUAUGUUUUCCUUUAUGUUAAGCACAAUGUUGUUGUUG
Corythoichthys intestinalis (scribbled pipefish) is the source of this 2341-nucleotide messenger RNA. RefSeq names its product putative protein MSS51 homolog, mitochondrial. NCBI's taxonomy places the organism in Eukaryota, Metazoa, Chordata, Actinopteri, Syngnathiformes, Syngnathidae. The coding region runs from base 605 to 1897 and encodes 430 amino acids. The transcript has 7 exons. The record is from RefSeq and is a predicted model, not a curated record.